This is a messenger RNA of Ectocarpus sp. CCAP 1310/34, 2258 nucleotides long. The record is from the annotation of a GenBank genome assembly. Lineage: Eukaryota; Phaeophyceae; Ectocarpales; Ectocarpaceae.
CUGGUGAUGGCGGUGGCGGCGCAGCUCGGCGGCGGACGCCCACGGGACAGAUAUCCUACCCGAGCACUGUCCAAGCCCCUUCGAUUGCGCACGCACAACGCAGCAGCCGUGAUGACCCCUACUCAGCCGACGACGGCGGCACCCGCCGGGUACUACGCCGCUUAUGGUACCGCUGCCCCAGCACCACCACCCGCCCAGCAGCAGCAGUAUCUCGCCCAGCAGCACGUUGUUGCGGUGGCUCCGGGGGCGGCCGCUGCACCCCCGCCCGCGGCAGCGUACGCUACUUACCCGCAGCCCUGGCAGGGUCAGCCGCAACAGCAGCAGCCUGCUGCUGUAAGCAGUGCUGCACAUCGCCAACAGCAGCAGUACGCUGCCCAGCCUCCACACCAGCAGCAGCAAUACGCCGCACCGGCGCCUGGAGCACCGGCUGGGGGAUACCCCUCCGCUGCUUCCGCGUACGGGCACUACCCGCAGCAACAGCCACAGCAGCAGCAGCAGCAGCAUCCGGUUGGCUAUCAGCAGCAAUACCCACAACAGCAGCAGUAUCAGCAGCAGCCACAGCAGCAGCAGCAGCAGCAGCAGCCUUUGUCGUUACCGCUGUUGGCGACACCGCAGCAACCGCCCCCUGCAGCCCCCGGCCAAACCCUCGGAGCUUACGCCUACCCAGGAGUAGGGGUGGCGCCGGUGGCAGCACCAGCGCCGGCGGCGGGACAGCAGCAGCAGCUCACUCCUCAACAAGUAGCACAGGAGGCCAUAGCUAAGACGAUGGCUGCGAUGAAAGAGCGCCAGGAGCAACAGCUCCAGCCAGGUCAAGUGCUGGACAACCGACGAGGUUACAUCCACGGCAACCUGAUCGGAAAGAUGGAAAAGGCGAGGCUGGAGCGAGCAGCCGCAAAGAACGAGAACUACGUGCGAAGAAAGGACGAGAUUGCCCGGAGAAAACGGCUGGGGCUGCCCUUAGACGGGCUGAUCGACGCCAAGAAGCUCCUCGCAGGAGGGGGGGGCGGCGGAGGGGGCGGAGGGGGGAAGCCCCCCCCCAGACAUGUGCCGACCGGGGGUGGCGGUGGGCAGAGCAGGGCCGGGAUAGGUACAGCGGGGGCUAAGGCCCAGAACACGAGUGUAUACAUCACUGGCCUGCCCUCUGACAUCACCCAGGCGAAGAUCGAGCUGGUGUUCUCCCAGCACGGAUCGGUGAAGAGGUCCAAGGUCUACCGGAAUGAGGCCGGCGAGGCUAAGGGGGACGGUCUCGUGACGUUCGCCAAGCCGGCUUCCGUCGACCUUGCCGUCUCAAAGAUGAAUGGGCACGAGAUAUCCGUGGGAUAUCCCAUAACCGUGAGCAUGGCGGACUUCAACAGGACUAAGUCGGGCACAGCGACGGAGGAGCCGCCAUCCCAACAGCAGCAACAGGAAGCCAGCAGCGGGGCACACAACGGGGUGGAGGAGGGGGUGGGUGGGGGACAAGAGAACGGCGGCGGCGGGGGGGGGGGUUACGACGACGGGGCCCUGCCCCCCCUCCCGGAGGAGUGCGGGGCGGACAAGCACCCGGUGGUGGUGCUGCGCAGCGUGUACACGAGGGAGGAGUCGGAAGCCGACCCGCACUUCUUCGACGACCUCGAGGCGGACAUGCUGAUGGAGUGCGUCAAGUUCGGGACGGUCAUCAGUGUGGCCACCCCCGAGGCGCCGGGGUACUUCGGUUGCGUGGUGAUAACGUUCAGGACUAGCAACGGGGCCAACGCGUGUGCCGAGGCAAUGCACGGAAGGUGGUUCGACCAGCGACAAAUCGAAGCUCUCGUGACGGGCAAAGAAGUCCUCUCGAAGGAGGGAGAAGAGAACGGCGGCUCGGAGGACAACAGCAGCAGCAGUGGCAAGCAGGGCGGGGGGGACGUAAGAGAGGCGACCGGCGAAAAGGAGGAGAACGAUGAAACGGCCAUGGGCCCGCUACUGCAAGGACCGCCAGACAGCCCUCCACCUGCAGACCUGAACAGCUUCUUGGAGUCGGUAUAGAUGGUGUGCUCGCUCGCUACAUUUGGGUUUCGGGUAAAAGGGUCAACACACCCUAAAUCUCGUCGUAGCAACAGACCUGAACGCCUUUUUUGAGUCGGUGUGAUGAUGUGCUUGCUACGUUUAAGUUAGGGUUGUGGUUGGUAGUUGCAGGUUUACCCUGAACCUCGUCGUCUUCCGUGUUUUGUUUUUGUACCGGUGUGCACAAUCUUGUUGUGGUAGUGAUUUGUGUUGACGGCUGCUGCUGCUGCUGCGGC